Messenger RNA from Carassius auratus (goldfish), 1289 nucleotides. RefSeq names its product serine/threonine-protein kinase pim-3-like. Gene Ontology annotation, cellular component: cytoplasm. NCBI's taxonomy places the organism in Eukaryota, Metazoa, Chordata, Actinopteri, Cypriniformes, Cyprinidae. Gene Ontology annotation, biological process: regulation of mitotic cell cycle; protein autophosphorylation; negative regulation of apoptotic process. Bases 84 to 1235 code for a protein of 383 amino acids. Gene Ontology annotation, molecular function: ATP binding; protein serine/threonine kinase activity. The transcript is spliced from 8 exons. The record is from RefSeq and is a predicted model, not a curated record.
UUCUGUAAUUAAUUAAUUGAUUAAUUAAUUACCUUUUUGUUGAUUAAUUUCUUGUUUUGAUUGGAGUUUGGAGGAGUUUGUCAAUGGCUCAUUUGGGUGAAAGACGAGGCUCGGGCCGCUCCAGAUCCAGGAGUGCUGCUGUCUCUCAGACGGAUGAUCAGGAGCUUGAGAGACGUGGCUCUGGUGACGGCCUGCCUGGAUACAUCGCACCUCUGCCUUCAGAGUUGGCCGUUUCUGUGUCCACAGAUCAGCCUCACAGGAAGAGGAAGUGGCAGAGCGGCAGCCAGGAGGAUGAGCAUCCGUCUCCUUCAUACAGAAGAGCUGCCAAACGCUCCCGCAGAGAAGCGUAUGUGAAGGGCCCAUUGCUGGGGCGAGGAGGAUUCGGCUCUGUGUAUGCUGGGACCCGCAGGUCUGAUGGACUGCCAGUUGCCAUCAAGUACGUCUCUAAACGAGGAACACAGAGACUGAGAGUUGAAGGUCAGGGUCGGCUGCCGCUGGAGGUGGCGUUGAUGACCCUGGUCAAUUCGGCUCCUGCCUGCCCCAACGUCCUGAAGCUGCUGGAGUGGUUUGACCGUCCCAGACGCUACACCAUGAUCCUGGAGCGCCCGCUUCCUUGCCAAGAUCUGGAGAGUUUCUGUGAGGAGAACGGACGCCUGGAGGAGAGUCUGGCCAAGAAAGUGCUGCUGCAGCUGAUCACGGCGCUGAAACACUGCGAGAGCCGUGGAGUCCUGCACCGGGACGUCAAACCAGAGAACCUGCUGAUCUCCACAGACUCACAUGACAUCAAGCUGCUGGACUUCGGCUGUGGAGAUCUGCUGAAAGACUCGGCCUACAAACACUUUGCAGGCACUCUUCAGUACGCCCCUCCUGAGUGGUUUCGGCAUCACCGUUAUCAUGCGGGACCGGCUACGGUUUGGUCAGUGGGGGUGACGCUCUACAACAUCCUGUGCAGCUGUUUCCCCUUCAGAGGCGCAUUGAGGGUCACCUCCAAAAGCAGACUGCUCUUUCCUAGAGAGCUGUCAACAGGCAAGAGACAGAAAUCAGGUCCAGAUCCAGGAAUCGUUGACUGGAAGUCUGUCGGUCCAGAUGUGAGGUGUGAGGGCUGCAGAUGCAUCUACAAAAACACCACUGGAUACUGUGGCCAUGAAACGAAGGGGGUCUUCACAGCGUUCUGUUCAGAAGAAGAGCUUGCUGGCUUCUGUUCUAUAGACUGCUACUUCCGCAUAAAUGAAUGAAUGAAUGAAUGAGUGGUUUAUUUAUUUAUUUAUUUUAUUUGACUUGAAUUGGCA